Drosophila willistoni is the source of this 649-nucleotide messenger RNA. It is a transcript of the gene Taf10b, whose product is annotated as transcription initiation factor TFIID subunit 10b. Gene Ontology annotation, cellular component: SAGA complex; transcription factor TFIID complex; nucleus. Bases 69 to 536 code for a protein of 155 amino acids. Gene Ontology annotation, molecular function: promoter-specific chromatin binding; RNA polymerase II general transcription initiation factor activity. Gene Ontology annotation, biological process: transcription initiation at RNA polymerase II promoter. The record is from RefSeq and is a predicted model, not a curated record. The transcript is spliced from 2 exons. NCBI's taxonomy places the organism in Eukaryota, Metazoa, Arthropoda, Insecta, Diptera, Drosophilidae.
CUCCAUCGAUUAAUCUUGCGAAAAUUUGUUUAUUUACAAGGAAUUGUUCAAGAGUCUCGAAUUCUGCUAUGGUUGGAUCAAAUUUUGGAAUCAUCUACAGUGGCAGCGCUGGAUCGGGACAGGGAAACGCGGGCACUUCGUCCAAUGUUGGUCAAGGUGGCAGCAAUCUAGGUGCUACUGUAGAGCGAGAACGCUCCUCGGCACCGGGCUCACAUCUAAGUGACUUUAUGUUGCAACUGGAGGACUAUACUCCACUGAUUCCAGAUACCGUGACAUCGCAUUAUUUGAAUAUGGGUGGCUUCCAUGCAGAUGACAAACGCAUUGUGCGACUAGUUUCACUCGCAGCUCAAAAGUACAUUUCGGAUGUAAUCGAUGAUGCAUUGCAGCAUUCCAAGGCGCGUACACAUAUGCAGAACUCGAAUACACCAGGUGGAUCAAAGGCCAAGGAUCGCAAGUUUACUUUAACCAUGGAAGAUUUGCAGCAGGCUCUGGCCGAUUAUGGCGUCAAUGUCCGCAAAAUGGACUAUAGCCAGUAGUAAAUAUAAUAUUAGACAGUACAGUUUUAAUUGCAGUUAGUCCUACUCAAAAACACACACAUUUUACAAAAUAAUUAAAUUACAUAUUAUAAUAUGAAAACCUACAAUCUAAA